AUGUUUGCAUUAAUCGUUCUGUUUAUUUUUUGUCGACUUUUUCUUUUGUUCUUCUAUCUUGUCUCCCUACUUUUGUUUUUUUCUUUCUUUCUUUCUUUCUUUCUUUCUUCUUCUUCUUCUUCUUCUUCUUCUUCUUCUUCUUCUUCUUCUACUGAAUUCCAAAGACAAUUGUCUUCUUCUUCUUCUGUUUCUACUGAAUUCCAGAGACAAUUGUCUUCUUCUUCUUCUCCUCAUCCUUCUUCUUCUUCUUUUUCUUCUUCUUCUUCAUUUUCUACCUUCUUAUAUAUCUGCUGUUCUUUUUAUUCAAUUUUUCUUCUGGUCUUUCGUCUUCCGCUUUGUAUUUACCCAGACUUAUUCUUUUUUCAUUUCAUAUUUCUUCUGUUUUUUCCUUUAUUUCUUACCGUCUUCUUUAUUCUCGGAGUUAUUCGUAAUAUUUUUCCCUAUACCGAUUAUAACCCUUCUAUCUAUUAUUUUGUUUCUAUCAUAAAUCCACCUACACUCAUUCUUUUUUAG
This is a messenger RNA of Acanthosepion pharaonis, 513 nucleotides long. The record is from the annotation of a GenBank genome assembly. Lineage: Eukaryota; Metazoa; Mollusca; Cephalopoda; Sepiida; Sepiidae.